Molecule: messenger RNA, 745 nt
Organism: Saimiri boliviensis boliviensis (Bolivian squirrel monkey)
Lineage: Eukaryota; Metazoa; Chordata; Mammalia; Primates; Cebidae
Gene: GTSF1L
Product: gametocyte specific factor 1 like
Source: RefSeq, a predicted model, not a curated record
AGCUGCUGUGGUUUUUCAGCUCUUGUAUCUGCUGUAUAUGGUUCUGUCUCAGGUGCCAUGUGCUAGCUCUGUUCUCUGUAUAGCUGCUUUUGACAGCUCCUCAUCGAUCUUCUAAUCCACCACUCGUGAUCCUAGAAAACAGAGACCACAAGUUGAGACCUUCACCUACAGAAUCCCAAGGGCCAACACUGGGCAGAAGACAGCUCCAUCCUUCUUACAAAAGGGCUUUUCCACAGAAGCAUUUCCUUUAUACUCUUUGCAGUGAGAUACCCUGCUUCAAGAAUUUCUCAUGGAGCCAGAAGCCUUUGAAGUUUGCCCUUAUGAUCCUCACCACCGAAUCCCACUCAGGAGACUCCAGUACCACCUGGCAUCAUGCAGGAGAAAGAACCCCAAGAAAGCCAAAAAGAUGGCCAUCUGCAAGUACAACGCCUGCCAUGUGGUCCCCAUCAAAAAGCUGGAGGAACAUGAGGCUGUCUGUGUCAACAGAAGCUCCCUGGAGGAAGAGGACACCGAGAACCCUCUGAAAGUUAGUCUUCCUAGUUCAGAGCAGAACGAUGACCCCCAGCAGACUUUUAUUCCCCAAAAGCUUGUCUGUGAAAAUGACACAAAAGAGUCAACAAGAGAGACCAGUCCCCAGAAGAUCCUCAGACCAGGACAGUAAACUGCCAGCAGAAGAAGGAGCACACAUCUCGUAAAUGCAUGGAAGAAUGUGCAAUGCAUCAGAAUAAAAGGCAUGCAAAGCAAA